AUGUUUAUUUUGCGAUUGGCUGCAGAGGCUGUAAAUCUAGCAGAUGAAGAGUUAUCAGGUCAUCUGACAAGAAAUAACGACGAGAAACCACUGAAAAGGUUGCCAUUCCCUCCUUCUCCACCAACCUACCUUGUGGAUCCACUUAUCUUCCAAUUUGGUCGCAAACACAAAGAUGCUAAUGAGGAUGUCUUUAACAGACAUCAAAGACUCUUUUGUUCUAAGCGAAUGCGUCUCGAAGAUUCACAUGAAAUGAGUAGCCUUCUGGAAGGUUCAACUUCUUCCAUUGAGGAAUCUCAGAAUGAGUUUAAACGCUUCGAUCGCAUGAGUCAAGUCAAGCGUUCUCGGACCACAAUAAAUAGGCGUUCGCCACUCAAUAGCCUCUACCAAAAUACAAACCACAGCUCAACCACAGCGUUUUCAAACUUCGUGAAUCAGUUGAUGAUAAAUGCUCUCAGAGAUCAGCUUUUGGCUUCCCACUCCUCUUGGAUUCCACCUAAAGACGAACCUCUGGAUCUUUCCUGUAAGGAAACUAAAUUGGGUCUACCUAAUAACAACAUAUUCUGCAGCAUUCGCAAAUUAGUUGAACCCCAAUUCUGCAGUUACUCUGAAGUGCGAAGACACAAUACUUUCCCGUUGAGGAAACCUUUUGAAGCGCCGCACUUACUUCCCCAUAAUGUAGAAGUGUUAAUGAACAGUGCUCCACUAUUCAAUGACCUCAAAUCAAAUUUCCUCUGGCGCUAUGAGUCAAAAAGAUGCGAAUCUGAAUGA
Molecule: messenger RNA, 768 nt
Organism: Rodentolepis nana
Lineage: Eukaryota; Metazoa; Platyhelminthes; Cestoda; Cyclophyllidea; Hymenolepididae
Source: the annotation of a GenBank genome assembly